AUGAGUACCAAUUCAUUGAUUUCUUCCUAUGCCUUUGAUCAUGUCUUUCGUCACUUCUGGGUACUAGCAAUACUCUGGUCUACGAAUCUUGACAAUCUAGUACAUGCACAAAGUGAUUCUUGGCAUUCCAAUGGUAAAUAUCCCUCUCCAACUCUUCUUAUAGAUGCUACGAAUGAACAAUUAGAGUUUUGCACUCCUCGCCAUCUCGAUACAAUGCGUGAUCAUCCAGUACCAACGAAUGCAUGGUGGGGAAAUCUUGUCACGUGUGAUCGUACAACGAAUGCCACUGGACCAAUUUGGUCGAAUCCAUUUGCUAUUAGUGUUGAAGACUCGGGUGCGUAUGGUUUUGCACUUAGUUAUCCAUAUCGUAAUCGAUUUUUCGGUGGUGUUAUUGAUGGGGUUGCGAAAUAUUAUGCACAUCCAAAGCGUAAUGAAAUUCAAUUAACUGCGUUAGAAUUUGCUACUUCGAUUCCAGAUAUGCAAGUGACGAAUUGGACGGAUCUAGGUGUUACAGUACAACUUCAAGCCCCAUCCUCAACGGGUUUAAUGAAAUCGAAUAUGAUAAGUGGCAUGGCUUACUUUACGACAACGUACAAAGGACUUAUCCCUGAAAUUCUUUUUGAAGCUCCUAUUGCAACGAUCAAUGGGGAAACAGUGAGCGUUGGCACUCGAUACGUUGGGAACAAGUUUCAAAUUCUUGCUGUUAGUGGCCAACACUGGUGGCUACAUGUUUAUCCAACGUCUUCUUCAACAAAAUUUGAAAUGAAUCUUGCGACUAGCAUGAUUUUGCAAGGAGUUGAAUCAUUUGACGGAAUUCUUCGCGUUUCGGUUAUUUUAGAUCCUAUUCAAUCGAUUGCACAAGACAUGUAUAGUAGUUGUAUCGUAACGGGAGGAAAUGUUGAAGUGGCUAGUGACUCGAGAUAUUCGUUUCAAUGGAAAACACAAGGAAAUUGCUCGAAUGGAUUAUUUCACUACGCUCUAGAUCAUCAUACUAAGUCUCUUACUACAGCUAGUGUAACAGAAGUAGUGGAUGUUGCCAUGUAUGCAGCUACUCGAGGUCGUAUGAGAGGUUUUGUCACUAAAUCAUCUCCACCUGAAUGGUGCUUUUAUGAAAACUCCAACAUUCCAGUGACGCAUUAUCCACAAUCUCGUUUAACGAAACGUGAAGCUUCUCAGCAAGAUCUUUUAACGAAAUUGCGUGCUGAUAUCCAGGGAUUGUGGACAGUUGCAAGUGAUGGAAGUUAUUAUUUCACAGGCAAAUUAGUUCAACAGUAUUCAUCGUUGUGCCUUAUGGCUAACGAUCCAGUGAUUGUAGGAACAGAUGUGUCGUUGUUACGACGUUGUGUGACGAAAUUAGAGAGUGCAAUUGCUCCAUUUCUCGACAAUAGCUGGAAAUACAAACUCAAGUACGAUUCAGUCACAGGAGGUGUCGUGAGUUCUGAGGGGUUUAUCACUGGUGACAUGAAUGCUGACUUUGGAAACACUGUUUACAAUGAUCAUCAUUAUCAUUAUGGCUAUUGGAUAUACAUGGCUUCGGUUCUUAAUUAUUUGCAUCCUACUUGGUCACGAAUCAAAGAGCUGAAUGAAAUGACAACGUUAUUGCUGCGUGAUGUUGCUACUCCAUCUCGCGAGGACCCAUAUUUUCCAAAAUUUCGUGGUUUUGACUGGUUUAGAGGUCAUUCGUAUUCCCAUGGCCUGACACCACUUGGAGAUGGUAAAGACGAAGAAUCAACGUCAGAAGAUAUUAACUUUGCCUACAGCAUGGCAUUAUUUGGUCAGGUGACAAACCAUUCGAGAAUGGCAAAUAUAGGUCGAUUGAUAACAAAAGUGAGUGUACGUUCCAUUCAAACUUAUUUCCUCUUUGAUAGUUCCAAUACUAUCCACCCUACUGCUUUUCGAUCUCGAAUGGUGCCUGGUAUUCUCUUUGACAAUAAAGCUGACUAUGCUACGUGGUUUUCCGCUGAGGAAUAUAUGAUCCAUGGGAUUCAAAUGCUUCCUGUGACCCCUGUGACAGAAUAUGUGCGCACAUCAACUUUUGUUCAGGAGGAAUGGGACAAUAUAUUGUCCAAAUUAAAUAUUGUCAAAAAUGAUGAGCUGUCGAAUUCAUGGCUUUCACUCUUAUACCUCAACUAUGCUCGUGCGAACAAGGAAGACGCUCUCGCAAAACUCAAUCAGUGCACUUCAAUGAUGAACGGGCUAUCACGCUCAUGGGCUCUCUACAUGGCAUCACAAUAUUAA
Molecule: messenger RNA, 2238 nt
Organism: Plasmopara halstedii
Lineage: Eukaryota; Oomycota; Peronosporomycetes; Peronosporales; Peronosporaceae
Product: endo--beta
Exons: 1
Coding region: 1-2238 (745 amino acids)
Molecular function (GO): endo-1,3(4)-beta-glucanase activity
Source: RefSeq, a predicted model, not a curated record